Messenger RNA from Ilex paraguariensis (yerba mate), 516 nucleotides. Lineage: Eukaryota; Viridiplantae; Streptophyta; Magnoliopsida; Aquifoliales; Aquifoliaceae. The record is from the annotation of a GenBank genome assembly.
AUGAAGAGACCUGCCUCCUCAUGGAACUAUCAAGCAAAGAAAGCCUUGCUACAUAAAGACCAUUAUCACAUUUUCUCUCUCUUCUCCUCCAUGGAAGAAGGCUACGAUUCGACCUCCGAUCAUGAACAGCAGCAGCUACCAAUUGUGCCUUCAAUAAGGCGACGGGCAGGACAUGUGCUGUUCAAAUGCGUGAGAUGCUACAAAGUGUUUGGCAAUCGUGAUAAGCUGAAAGACCACAUGAAUGUACACUUUGCGAGAGAACAUCCAGUGAAGAGAACAUUGACUCUGCUUGAGACGAGCCAGAACUACAGGCACCACCAUGUUGCUGCUCAGGAAGGUCCAUCCAUGGAUCGAGGUGAGCUGUACCUGUUUCCAGACCCUCUGAAGCUCAGUCUGGCUCCACCGGAGCCAGCAUUGUCGCUAGAACUCACUCUGGCGACUGGAGUUCAUUACAAUUUUGGUGGGAACAACAACCAGAAGAAAAAUGGGAAGGGAGUGGAAGGUGGUGAUAAUUAG